UCAAAGAACAAUAAAACGCACGUCUCUGUCGGACACGUUACACACGUUUAUGCUCUUGUAUUAACACUAGUCCUCGUACUCCUCUACCAGAGACCGGGCUGAUCACCGCGGACCGGCGCACAUCUGCAUCACCGGCGGAUUCCGGUGAAGAGAGCGAAGCCGCGCUCAGUCGUUCCCCGUCAGUCCGCUUCAGGCCACCGGCGACAGCAUGAGCCAGAGGUUCACGGUGACCGCCGGUGACAUCCAGGGCGAAGUGAACCAGCUGUUCGAGGGCGAUGAGGAGACGCCGAGCGCAUCUGAGGCAUCCGGGAAAGGAGAUGGUAACCCCAAGGAGAGCAGUCCAUUCAUCAACAGCACCGAUCCAGAGAAGAACCAGCAAUAUGACGGCAAGAACAUGGCUCUGUUUGAGGAGGAAAUGGACACAAUUCCCAUGGUAUCGUCUCUUCUCAGCAGUCUCGCCAACUACUCAAACCUGCCCCAGGGCAGCAAAGAACACGAGGAGGCGGAAAACAACGAAGGCUCACGCAAGAAACCUGUCCAGGCUCCGCGGAUGGGAACGCUGAUGGGUGUCUACCUGCCCUGCCUGCAGAACAUCCUGGGCGUGAUUCUGUUUCUCAGGAUGACCUGGAUGGUGGGCAUCGGCGGCGUCAUCGAGGCCUUCAUCAUCGUGCUCAUGUGCUGCUCCACGACGAUGCUCACUGCCAUCUCCAUGAGUGCCAUUGCCACGAACGGUGUCGUGCCAGCUGGAGGCUCCUAUUACAUGAUCUCUCGCUCUCUGGGCCCUGAGUUCGGUGGAGCUGUAGGCAUCUGCUUCUACUUGGGCACCACCUUUGCUGGAGCCAUGUACAUCCUGGGCUGCAUCGAGAUCCUGCUGGUGUACAUCGUACCACAAGCGGCUAUUUUUAAGAUGGAGGGUCUGGAGGGAGCCGAGGCCGAAGCUGCCAUGCUGAACAACAUGCGUGUUUACGGCACGCUGGUGCUCAGCUUCAUGGCCAUUGUGGUGUUUGUAGGAGUGAAGUACGUGAACAAGCUGGCGCUCGUCUUCCUCGCCUGUGUCAUCUGCUCGAUCCUCGCCGUCUACGCUGGAGUGAUCAAAACCGCCUUUGAGCCUCCGGUCUUCCCAGUGUGUGUGCUGGGAAACCGAACUCUGGUUUGGAAAGGCUUCGAUGUGUGCGCUAAGGUCAUCGAGAGAGAAAACGCCACGGUCACCACCAAACUCUGGCGGCUUUUCUGCGACUCCGAGUUCCUGAACGCCACCUGUGACAGCUAUUUUGCCAACAACAACAUCACGGAAAUACAGGGAAUCCCCGGAAUUAUGAGUGGCACACUACGCGAGAAUCUCUUUGGGAAUUAUAUGGAUAAGGGUUCUUUCAUUGAGAAAGUGGGAUUAUCUGCCGCAGUCGAACCUGAUUCCAUACCGACCAACACCAACCGCUACGUGCUUGCGGACAUCACCUCCUUCUUUACCAUGCUGGUGGGCAUCUACUUCCCCUCCGUGACAGGUAUCAUGGCUGGAUCAAACCGAUCCGGUGAUUUGCAGGACGCCCAGAAGUCCAUUCCCAUCGGCACCAUCCUGGCCAUCACCACCACCUCCAUCAUCUACAUGUCCAGUGUGUUUCUGUUUGGUUCCUGCAUCGAGGGAACGGUGCUGAGGGAUAAGUUUGGUGAGGCGGUCAGGGGGAAUCUGGUGAUCGGGACACUGGCGUGGCCGUCGCCCUGGGUCAUCGUCUUCGGUUCCUUCUUCUCCACCUGCGGAGCGGGGCUUCAGAGCUUGACGGGUGCUCCGCGUCUCAUGCAGGCCAUCGCUCGAGACGGCAUCGUGCCAUUCCUCAGGGUGUUUGGUCAUGGAAAAGCAAACGGGGAGCCCACCUGGGCGUUGCUUCUGACCGCAUGUAUCUGUGAGAGUGGAAUUCUCAUCGCUUCUCUGGAUAACGUCGCUCCGAUUCUCUCCAUGUUUUUCCUCAUGUGCUACAUGUUUGUGAAUCUGGCCUGUGCUGUUCAGACUCUGCUCAGAACGCCCAACUGGAGACCGCGAUUCAAGUUCUACCACUGGACUCUAUCCUUCCUUGGCAUGAGCCUUUGUCUCUCGCUCAUGUUCAUCUGUUCUUGGUACUAUGCCAUCGUUGCCAUGGGAAUCGCCAGCUGUAUCUACAAAUAUAUUGAGUUCCGAGGGGCAGAAAAGGAAUGGGGUGAUGGAAUAAGAGGUCUAUCUCUCAGCGCGGCCCGCUUCGCCCUCAUGAGGUUGGAAGAGGGACCACCACACACCAAGAACUGGAGACCUCAGAUAUUAGUCCUGGUCAACAUGGAUUCUGAGCUGAACGUGGAGCAGCCGCGUUUACUGUCUCUGACCAGUCAGCUGAAGGCUGGGAAGGGUCUGACCAUCGUGGGCACAGCGCUGGAGGGAACCUACCUGGAAAACCAUCCUCAAGGACAGCAGGCCGAACAGUCUCUGAGGAAGCUCAUGGAGGCGGAGAAGGUGAAGGGUUUCAGUCAGGUGGUCAUUUCUUCUAACAUGAGGGACGCCACGUCACAUUUGGUCCAGGCCGGAGGUUUGGGUGGUCUUCAACACAACACCGUUCUGGCCUGCUGGCCGCGCAACUGGAAACAGGCCGAGGAUCAUCAGAGCUGGAGAAACUUCAUUGAGCUGGUAAGAGAAACCACCGCUGCCAGUGAAGCCCUGCUGGUGCCCAAGAACGUCUCGGCCUUCCCGUCAAACGGAGAGCGUUUCACAGAGGGUCACAUUGACGUGUGGUGGAUCGUUCAUGAUGGAGGCAUUUCUCAUGACAGUGAUAUCUCAGCGUACACGUAUGAGAAGACCCUGAUGAUGGAGCAGAGAUCUCAGAUCCUCAAGCAGAUCAACCUCACCAAGACUGAGCGUGAACGUGAGAUCCAGAGCAUCACUGACAGCUCUCGCGGGUCGAUCCGCCGUAAAAACCCAGCCGCUGUCACGACUCAGCUGAGUGUGACAGAGGAGCCGGCGGCCAGCAGCAAAGAGGAGAAACCAGAAGAAGAGUCUGUCCCUGUGUCCCCAUCCCAACAGGAACAGCUCAUUCAUGACAAGAGUACCAACCCCCCGACCCCGGCCACACCGCAGUCCCCCAGCGCAGACGCCGAGACCCCCGGCACAGCCUCUUUCUUUUUUCCCAUUUUGCUAUAA
This is a messenger RNA of Sinocyclocheilus grahami, 3157 nucleotides long. Its product is annotated as solute carrier family 12 member 5-like. Lineage: Eukaryota; Metazoa; Chordata; Actinopteri; Cypriniformes; Cyprinidae. The record is from RefSeq and is a predicted model, not a curated record. Gene Ontology annotation, molecular function: potassium:chloride symporter activity. Bases 209 to 3157 code for a protein of 982 amino acids. The transcript has 23 exons. Gene Ontology annotation, cellular component: plasma membrane. Gene Ontology annotation, biological process: chloride transmembrane transport; chemical synaptic transmission; cell volume homeostasis.